AUGAACCUACUGGUUUGUAGGGAACAAGAAGAAGAAGUUCUUGAGAGACAUAGGCGCUAUUUCUGGGAUGAGCCAUACCUGUACAAGCACUGCACCGAUGGAGUCUACAGGAGAUGUGUAGCUGAUGAGGAGAUACCUGGGAUCUUGUUCCACUGUCAUAGCUCGUCUUAUGCUGGACACUUCGCCACGUACAAGACUGUAUCCAAGCGCUACAAGCUGGCUACUGGUGGCCCACCAUGUUCCGAGAUGCACACAGAUUCGUGUCUAAGUGUGAUGUAUGCCAGAGACAGGGGAACAUCAGUAAGAGAAACGAGAUGCCACAGAACUUCAUUCUGGAAGAACAGAGGCGGCGACGGAUACUCACGCAGGCGAGAGGAGAUCGCGAGAGGGAAGAGACCCGUCGUCGAGCCCGAUGACGACUUCGUGGAGGACUCGACCAUGCAGGGCGCACCUUUUCCUGAGACCCGCGAGACGACGAGCCCGAGGACACUGUCAGAGAUCGAGAUGCUGCGUCUCCGCACCCUCCUCGACAUGAAGUUUGCCGGGACGCGGUAUGCAGACAGAGACACUGCAGACGCUCCGCAUCGCCGAGGACGUCGACGAGAUGUUCACCAACCUAGGGAUCGCUCGACUCAUGUACCAGCAGCACGAGGUCUUACCGGAAGGCGACUUGCCUUUUCCUUGCCACAUUCACAACGAUCCUUGCGACGACGGCAAGUACACAUGACGGCAGCGACGGCUACAUCACAUUCUGGGCCACUGGACGGAGGCACCACCUCUCAUACAGAGAUCGACCGAGCUCUCUCUACCGCCGGGCAACCGUCUCAGCCUCGACGUCGACCGCGACGAGAUGUCCGCUCUCUGGGGGACGAUCGCGUUUGGGGAGUACUUCUCCUCAAGUGCGAAGUCCUCUCACAUCAGGAGCCCGCCGAUCCGCUACUUCCACAAGGCGAUCGCCAACACGCUCUUCUCCCGACAGGCCACCGGGAACGUCACAGAGACGGAGAUGGCCAUGAUCGACGUGGCACUCACAGGCAUCCCGUUGAGACUGAUCAACGGGACCCAGCUCAGAGGCAGCAGAUCACACGGAGGCAUCACGCUCGCGCUUGUAGCCAGCUCCGCUCUUACCAGGAUUGGGCGUCGAGGAACAGAGCAUCCGGCACAAGUGCACACUGCGGAUGGGCGGCUUGGUCACACCUCUUCUACGCGCCGUCGGCUUCACACCUGACAGAGAGGAGGAGGUCGCACCACCCGAGGCUCGACAUCGAGUACCUGAGGAACAGCGUCUUCUUGCAGAAGACGUCAGACGCCAGCCGACUCCUGUACCAGUUCACUCACGUUCAGCUCGGCGCUUCCCGCAUGUUGCUUCCCAGCCCCAGCUGGACGACGAUCAGAGGAGGGUCCAACGUCGAGUUCAACCCACCUCAGUCAGCUCUCUACACCGGAGAUCGACCGACCGCCAGAGACUACGCCACACCUCAGGCGACCACACACCGCGGCGAUCCACCACACGAGCUCGACACACGCAGACGGACGAGCUCGACCACUUCACUUCGCCAGCUACGCCACCACCGCCAGACAGACGCCGGACUGAAGGCGGCUCACCAGCACAUCGCAUUCUUCAGCGGUGGAACAAGGCGCAAGACAAGAUCACCAGCAAGCUCAAGAGCAAGGUGA
Microthlaspi erraticum is the source of this 1677-nucleotide messenger RNA. The record is from the annotation of a GenBank genome assembly. NCBI's taxonomy places the organism in Eukaryota, Viridiplantae, Streptophyta, Magnoliopsida, Brassicales, Brassicaceae.